AUGGAGGAAAAGGGUUCAAUCACUGACUGGAGCUUGGUCAAUGGGCAUGGAUACAUGUUGAAUCGCAACCGCAAACACGCUGCUGCCAGUCGUCUCAAUCUCCAAUUUUACCUUUGGAGAGAUGCUCUGAAAUUCAACAUUCAUCCUUCGAUUUUACCUUUGCUUCCCAAAACCGCCGCCAUCGCCGAUGUGGCCUCGGGGAGCGGCAUAUGGCUCAUCGAUGUCUCGCGACAGCUCCCGGAAUCCCAAUUAGACGGCUUGGACUACGACCUCGAUCAGGCUCCCUCUAAGGAAUGGCUGCCACCCAACGUCAAGACGCGAUACCUGAACAUCUUCGAGGACAUCCCAGCCGAUCUCGUUGGGAAAUACGACUAUGUCCACACCAGACUACUGGUUCUUGUCGUGGAAUCGAAGAAUCCUCGUCCCAUCAUUCGGAAUCUCCACAGGCUGCUGAAGCCGGGAGGAUAUCUGCAGUGGGACGAAAUCGAUACCGUCAACAUGUCCGUCAAGAAAGUGGAUCCGAACCCGCAAGCGCCAGCCUUGGAGCAACUUCGAGACUGGUCGAGGGCAGAAGGCCGGCACGAGUGGACUGUUAGACUUCCCCAAUUCUUCAUUGAAGAGGGUUUCCACGACGCGACGAUUGACUUCUUCGGAGAUCGUCCCGAGUUGGCCAGAGCUUUCAACGACCAGCAUCUUCUCACGGUGGAGGAGUUUGCCGAGGGCUUGGCGAAGCUCGGGAAACCAGAGGCGGCCUCCAAUUACUUUGGGCUCGUUGAAAAAGCGUACAACGAGUCCGUAGCUGGAGCUGCUCUAUGCGUCCCAAGAAUUGUAUGCGUUGCACGGAAGCCACUUUGA
Messenger RNA from Hirsutella rhossiliensis, 855 nucleotides. Its product is annotated as methyltransferase domain-containing protein. NCBI's taxonomy places the organism in Eukaryota, Fungi, Ascomycota, Sordariomycetes, Hypocreales, Ophiocordycipitaceae. The transcript has a single exon. The coding region runs from base 1 to 855 and encodes 284 amino acids. The record is from RefSeq and is a predicted model, not a curated record.